CCUUUCUUCUUAUCUGAUCCUGGGCGCCUGGCAGGAGGGAAGCGCUGGAGAGGACGCAGCUCCGGGCUGCACAGAGUGGGAGCUGGAGUGGGAGAGGAUGAAAGAGAGGGAGAGGGAGAGAAGAGGCUAAUUAACAGGGGGCACAACGCGGGAAGCAAGCGAGAGCCGUGCGCCGCCAAGAACCAACUUGCGGCGAACUUGGAUCCUACCUAGGCGUCGAGAGGUCCCCAUCUUGGGCUAGAACAUUCCCCUGCACAGGACUGCUGCUGCAUCCCAUGUGAAAAGCAGAGGAUAAAAUGAAGAUUUCUCAGUGCAACAUGCAAAACUGGCCGUUUCCAGCUCUGCUGGUCAUUUCUUAUUUUUGCGCCAUUGUCCAGGGUCAAGUGGCCCCACCCACACGGUUAAGAUAUAAUGUAUUAUCUCAUGACAGUAUACAGAUUUCAUGGAAGGCUCCAAGGGGGAAAUUUGGUGGAUACAAACUUCUUGUGACUCCAGCUUCAGGUGGCAAAACUAAUCAGUUGAAUCUCCAGAACACUGCAACUAAAGCAAUUAUUCAAGGUCUUAUGCCGGACCAGAACUACACGGUUCAAAUUAUUGCAUACAAUAAAGACAAAGAAAGCAAGCCAGCCCAAGGUCAAUUCAGAAUUAAAGAUUUGGAAAAAAGAAAGGAACCAAAACCCAGAGUCAAGGUUGUGGAUAAAGGAAAUGGGAACAAACCAUCUCCAACUGAAGAAGUGAAGUUUUUCUGUGAAACUCCAGCCAUUGCUGAUAUUGUGAUCCUGGUUGAUGGUUCAUGGAGUAUUGGAAGAUUCAACUUCAGACUGGUUCGGCUUUUCUUGGAGAACCUGGUGACAGCCUUCAACGUGGACUCAGAGAAGACACGAAUUGGUCUUGCACAGUAUAGCGGCGACCCCCGAAUAGAAUGGCACUUGAAUGCCUUCAGCACAAAAGAUGAGGUCAUCGAAGCGGUCCGAAAUCUACCCUAUAAGGGAGGAAAUACACUAACAGGUCUUGCUUUGAACUACAUUUUUGAAAAUAGCUUUAAACCAGAAGCAGGAGCAAGGACUGGAGUGUCCAAAAUUGGCAUUUUAAUCACAGAUGGAAAGUCCCAAGAUGAUAUUAUUCCACCAUCUAGAAACCUCCGUGAAUCUGGUGUAGAACUCUUCGCCAUAGGGGUGAAAAACGCAGAUGAGAACGAACUGCAGGAGAUCGCCUCUGAACCAGACAGCACUCAUGUCUACAAUGUUGCCGAAUUUGACCUGAUGCACACAGUUGUGGAGAGCCUGACGAGGACUGUCUGCUCCCGGGUGGAAGAACAGGACAGGGAGAUCAAAGCCUCAGCUCUUGCCACCAUUGGGCCGCCUACAGAGCUGAUUACUUCUGAAGUCACUGCCAGAAGCUUUAUGGUUAACUGGACUCAUGCCCCAGGAAAAGUGGAAAAAUACAGAGUCGUGUAUUAUCCUGCCAGGGGUGGAAAACCAGAGGAGGUGGUGGUGGAUGGAAGUGUGUCUUCCACGGUGUUGAAAGGCUUAAUGUCUUUAACUGAAUAUCAGAUAGCAGUCUUCGCAAUAUAUGCUCACACGGCCAGUGAAGGCUUACGGGGAACCGAAACCACACUUGCUUUACCCAUGGUUUCUGAUCUUGAACUAUAUGAUGUAACCGAGACCAGUCUGAGGGCAAAAUGGAAUGCAGUGCCUGGAGCAUCGGGAUACCUGAUUCUCUAUGCUCCUCUCACGGAGGGUCUGGCUGGGGAUGAAAAAGAGAUGAAAAUUGGAGACACCCACACAGAUAUUGAACUGAGUGGGUUGAUGCCCAAUACGGAGUACACAGUUACAGUUUAUGCCAUGUUCGGAGAAGAGGCCAGCGAUCCUGUCACAGGCCAAGAAACUACACUGCCUUUAAGUCCACCAAGAAACCUGAGAAUCUCCAAUGUUGGCUCGAACAGUGCUCGGUUAGCCUGGGACCCAACGUCAAGAAAGAUCAGUGGUUAUCGAAUUGUAUAUAACAAUGCAGAUGGCACGGAAAUUAAUGAGGUUGAAGUCGAUCCUGUUACUACCUUCCCUCUGAAGGGCUUGACGCCGCUCACGGAGUACACUGUGGCCAUUAUCUCUAUCUAUGAUGAGGGGCAGUCGGAGCCUCUGACUGGAAUUUUUACCACGGAGGAGGUUCCAGCCCAGCAAUACUUGGAAAUCGAUGAGGUGACGACAGAUAGUUUCAGAGUGACCUGGCAUCCCCUUUCGGCUGAUGAAGGGCAGCACAAGUUGAUGUGGAUUCCAGUCUAUGGUGGGAAUACUGAAGAAGUUCUCCUAAAAGAAGACCAAGACUCACAUGUUAUUGAAGGCCUGGAGCCCGGCACUGAAUAUGAAGUGUCGCUCUUGGCCAUAAUGGAUGAUGGGAGCGAGAGUGAGGUGGUAACCGCUGUGGGGACCACACUUGACAGUUUUUGGACCGAACCAUCUACGACCAUAGCCCCCACCAGCCCUGUGACGUCAGUUUUCCGAACAGGAAUCAGAAACCUGGUUGUAGAUGACGAAACCACUUCUAGCCUGCGGGUAAAAUGGGACAUUUCAGACAGCAGCGUGCAGCAGUUCAGGGUGACCUACCUGACUGCUCAAGGGGACCAUGCGGAAGAAGUGGUUAUGGUGCCUGGGAGCCAGAACAAUCUCCUUCUGAAGCCUCUGCUUCCCAAUACCGAGUACAAAGUCACGGUGACUCCCAUCUACGAUGAUGGAGAAGGUGUCAGCGUCUCUGCCCCUGGAAAAACCUUGCCGCCCUCUGGUCCCCAAAACUUACGAGUCUCAGAAGAAUGGUAUAACAGGUUGCGCAUUACAUGGGAUCCCCCACCUUCCCCCGUAAAGGGCUAUAGGAUUGUCUACAAACCUGUUAGUGUUGCUGGCCCGACCCUGGAAACUUUUGUGGGAGCUGACAUUAACACCAUUCUUAUCACAAACCUCCUCAGCGGAAUGGACUACAAUGUGAAAAUAUUUGCCUCCCAGGCCUCAGGCUUCAGCGACGCUCUGACGGGCGUGGUGAAAACAUUGUUCUUGGGUGUGACCAAUCUUCAAGCAGACCAGAUUCAAAUGACCAGCUUGUGUGCUCGGUGGCAGGUGCAUCGUCAUGCUACUGCCUAUAGGGUGGUUAUAGAAUCGCUCCAGGACACAAAAAAGCAAGAAUCCACUGUGGGUGGAGGGACAACCAGGCAUUGCUUCUAUGGACUUCAGCCUGAUUCAGAAUAUAAAAUCAGUGUUUACACAAAGCUUCAGGAGAUCGAGGGACCCAGUGUGAGCAUAAUGGAAAAAACACAGUCACCUCCUACUCAACCACCUACUUUUCCUCCGACCAUUCCACCAGCAAAAGAAGUAUGCAGAGCUGCCAAGGCAGACCUGGUAUUUAUGGUGGAUGGAUCCUGGAGUAUUGGAGAUGAAAAUUUCAAUAAGAUCAUUAACUUUCUGUAUAGCACUGUUGGAGCCCUGAACAAGAUCGGUGCUGAUGGAACUCAAGUUGCAAUGGUUCAGUUCACUGAUGACCCCAGAACAGAAUUUAAACUAAAUGCCUACAACACCAAAGAGACCCUUCUUGAUGCAAUUAAACGUAUUUCAUACAAAGGAGGAAAUACAAAAACAGGAAAAGCAAUCAAGCAUGUCCGAGAUAGUUUGUUCACUGCAGAGUCAGGGACCAGAAGAGGUAUCCCAAAGGUCAUCGUGGUUAUAACUGAUGGCAGGUCACAAGAUGAUGUGAACAAAAUCUCCGGGGAGAUGCAAUCAAAUGGUUACAGCGUCUUUGCAGUUGGUGUGGCUGAUGCAGAUUACUCAGAGUUGGUUAGCAUUGGCAGCAAGCCCAGUUCACGGCAUGUCUUCUUUGUGGAUGACUUUGACGCCUUUAAGAAAAUUGAAGAUGAGUUGAUUACUUUUGUCUGCGAAACCGCUUCAGCAACCUGCCCGCUGGUGUACAAGGAUGGCGUAGAUCUUGCAGGAUUUAAGAUGAUGGAAAUGUUUGGUUUGGUUGAGAAGGAUUUUUCAUCUGUGGAGGGGGUUUCCAUGGAGCCUGGUACCUUCAAUGUGUAUCCCUGUUACCGAAUUCAUAAAGAUGCCCUGGUUUCCCAGCCAACCAAAUAUUUGCAUCCAGAAGGAUUGCCCUCUGACUACACAAUGAGUUUUCUAUUCCGGAUUCUUCCUGACACUCCAGAGGAGCCAUUUGCUCUUUGGGAGAUUUUAAAUAAAAAUUCUGACCCAUUGGUUGGAGUCAUUUUAGAUAAUGGUGGUAAAACCUUAACAUAUUUCAACUAUGACUACAGUGGGGAUUUUCAAACUGUUACUUUUGAAGGACCUGAGAUUAGGAAAAUUUUCCAUGGUAGCUUUCACAAGAUACACAUUGUUGUCAGCAAGACUUUGGUCCAAGUGGUUAUUGACUGCAAGCAUGUGGCUGAGAAGGCAAUAAAUGCCUCAGCUAAUAUCACGUCAGAUGGUGUUGAAGUCCUGGGAAGAAUGGUCAGAUCAAGGGGACCAAAUGGAAACUCUGCACCAUUCCAGUUACAGAUGUUUGAUAUUAUCUGUUCCACAUCAUGGGCCAAUAGAGACAAAUGCUGUGAACUUCCAGGCCUGAGGGAUGAGGAGACUUGCCCAGAGCUACCACAUUCCUGCUCCUGUUCUGAAGUCAAUACCGGGACUCUGGGACCAGCAGGCCCACCAGGUGGUCCAGGACUCCGAGGACCAAAGGGCCAACGAGGUGAACAGGGUCCAAAGGGACCAGAGGGCCCUCGAGGUGACACAGGCCCUCCAGGACCCCAGGGUCCCCCUGGACCCCAAGGACCAAGUGGUCUGUCCAUUCAAGGAAUGCCUGGAAUGCCGGGUGCUAAAGGAGAAAAAGGAGAGACUGGCCUUCCUGGCCCACAGGGUAUCCCGGGAAGCAUUGGUUCACCAGGACGCGAUGGCUCUCCAGGCCAGAGGGCACAAACCUAA
Messenger RNA from Leptonychotes weddellii (Weddell seal), 4958 nucleotides. NCBI's taxonomy places the organism in Eukaryota, Metazoa, Chordata, Mammalia, Carnivora, Phocidae. The record is from RefSeq and is a predicted model, not a curated record.